Molecule: messenger RNA, 1329 nt
Organism: Brettanomyces nanus
Lineage: Eukaryota; Fungi; Ascomycota; Pichiomycetes; Pichiales; Pichiaceae
Exons: 1
Coding region: 1-1329 (442 amino acids)
Biological process (GO): nucleosome assembly
Cellular component (GO): chromatin; nucleus
Molecular function (GO): chromatin binding; histone binding
Source: RefSeq, a predicted model, not a curated record
AUGUCAGAACCCAUCAAACGCGGCCAGAUCGAUCAGGCACCAACUCCUCAGAAUACCCCUGCAUCAGUUUCGGGCUCCUAUCUUACUAAGACACAAGCCCCUGCUAUUCCUUCCACUAUUAUGGAGGAUGAGGAACUACGCCAGAAGCUAUUGACAAAUCCACUUUUACUUUCUGCUAUUGAAGGUAAGUUGAACACAUUGAUUGGACAGGACAGUGGAUAUGUUGAGAAACUUCCAAAGAAUGUGAAGAACAGAGUGUAUGGAUUGAAGAGUCUACAGAAGGAGCAAUUUAAGUUGGAGGCAGAGUUCCAGCAGGAAUUGUUGGAGUUGGAGCGUAAAUUUCAUGGCAAAUUUGCCCCAUUGUAUGUCAAAAGGGGAGAGAUCGUUGUGGGCAAACACGAGCCUGAUGAAGAGCAAAUUGAGGAGGGUAAAAAGCUAAUGGAACUGGAGAAGGGAGAGGAAGAUGAAGGGGAAGAGGAAGAAGAGGAGGACGACGAUAAAGAAACUCCGGAAGAAGAAGCAGCCGAAGCAGAGGGUACCACUAAAGGAAUUCCAGGUUUUUGGCUUACUGCAUUUGAGAACUUAGGACCGGUUUCGGAUCUCAUUACAGACCGUGAUGCAGAUGUGUUGACUUCUUUAAAGGAUAUCAGGAUGAGUUAUCUUGAUAUUCCAGGUUUCAAGUUAACGUUUGAGUUUGAGGACAAUGCAUAUUUCACUGAUAAGACUCUUACAAAAAUGUACUAUUACCAAAAGGAGUUGGGUUAUACGGGAGAUUUUAUCUAUGAUCAUGCGCAAGGAUGUACGAUCAAUUGGAAGGAUACUGAACACAACGUGACAAUCUCCGUGGAGAAGAGAAAGCAAAGAAACAAGCACACGAAGCAGGUGAGGACUAUCGAGAAGCUCACACCAGUUGCAUCACUGUUUAACUUUUUUGAUCCACCAGUGCCUCCAAAGCCAGAGGAUAUUGAGAAGAAAGAGAAUGAAGACGAAGAUGAGGAUGACGAGGAAGAUGAGGAGAAGAAAGAAGAACAAGGUAAAGGAACGGAGGAAGAAGGAGAAUUGGAGCAGAGACUUCAAAUGGAUUACGAGAUAGGCGAAUUGAUCAAAGACAAAUUGAUUCCAAGAGCUGUGGACUGGUUUACUGGUGAUGCCUUGCAGUAUGAAUUUGAUGCUGGAGAAGAUUUUGACGAGGAUGGAGAAGAAGACGAGGAGAUAAAGGAUGAAGAUGAAGAAGAAGAAGGGGAGAACGAUGAUGAUGAUGAUGAUGAUGAUGACGAAGGUAAUCAAAAUGUCUCGAAAGCGCAGCCCGCUGAUUGCAAUCAGCAAUAG